CUGUGCGUGCCCGCUAGGCGGUGCUCGGCGCCGCAGCUCCGCCGCUUCGAGCCUCUUGCCGAGGGAGGCUCGGGGAGCGCCCUGGGGAAGCGCGCUCAGUAGCUGUGCUGCCUGCCACCAUGAGUCGGGGAGUUCCGCCGCCGCUUCUCCUGGGCGCCGAGGAGGUGCAGAAGCAUUUCCCCCCCGCCAGCCUGCUCGUCCCCGCCCUGGAAGCCGCCCUGGCGAAUUUCUCCAGCGGCCCCGAGGGAGGAGUCGUCCAGCCUGUGCGCGCCGUGGUCCCUAUCCAGAAGUACAGCGGGUUUUUAGGAGUCAUGCCCGCGUACAGUGAAAAGGAUGAUGCAUUGACCACCAAGCUGGUGACUUUUUAUGAGCACCUAAAAGAUCCUUCUGUGCCUUCCCACCAAGCAACUGUGCUCCUACUUGAUCCUGCCAAUGGGACUCUAAAAGCUGUCAUGGAUGGCGGCGUCAUUACGGCCAAGCGAACAGCUGCAGUGUCCGCAAUAGCCACCAAGUUCUUGAUGCCAGCCGCUUCUGAAGUCCUCUGCAUCCUCGGGGCUGGCGUUCAAGCCCAGAGCCAUUAUGAGAUCUUCAUGGAGCUGUUCUCAUUUAAGGAGGUGAGAAUCUGGAAUCGCACUAAGCAGAAUGCGGAGAAGUUUGCCCACUCAGUGGCAGGGCAGGUUCAAGUCUGCCCUACUGUCCAGGAGGCUGUCGCUGGGGCAGAUGUGAUCAUCACAGUCACUAUGGCAACAAAACCAAUUUUAUACGGAGAAUGGGUGAAACCUGGGGCCCAUAUCAAUGCUGUUGGAGCGAGCAGGCCCGACUGGCGGGAGCUGGAUGACGACAUGAUGAGGAGCUCCGUGCUGUACGUGGAUUCUAAAGAAGCUGCUAUGCACGAAUCUGGAGAUGUUAUUUUAUCCGGGGCAAAGAUUUAUGCUGAACUGGGAGAGGUGGUGUUGGGAACAAAACCAGCCCUGCGUGAGAAAACAACUGUGUUCAAGUCCCUGGGGAUGGCCGUUGAAGACACGGUCUCUGCAAAGAUGGUCUUUGAUUCCUGGUUGGCGGGCAGCUGAAAGGAAGAGCUGUGGGAGAACCCAGCAAAUCAGCUUUGUCAGCUGGUAGCUAAACUACAAUUUCUUGAUGAGAAGAGUUGAGCAUCUUAUUAAUGGCUGUAACCUUUGCUUCUUUUUUAAAAAUGUCUUUGCCUUGAGGAAAAUUAAUAGCCCCCCCCCUUAGGAAAGAAUUGAAUUGCUUUUGUAACAAUAGACACAAUUUCUUUUUCUGUAUAGUUUGGUAGGUACUCACCUUUUGUCCUUUCUGUGGCUUAAAGCGGUACAGAUCUUAACCCCUUUAAGAGGUCGUUGUGAUUUGAGGGAAAGAUGUCAGCUGAAGGGUGAAUUUAUUUAAACAGGCUUAAAGGAUGUGACAUGGAAAAGUCAGGUGCAUUUGGGGAUGGCGCUAUGACAGCCCCUGAAGAAUGUGACGAUGUUGCAAGACCAAGUGGGAUGCUUGAACUCAAUUCCCUUGCCCCAAAUGAGAGACUGCUGACAUAGCAAUGCAUUUUCUCCAGUAUGAUAGAAAACUGGGCUUGCCAACUGGAAGUAUGCCCUUGGCCUGAGUUCUCCAGUGCCAAAAAGGCUGGAGGUACAGUUGAUGACUUCCAACAUUGUCUCAGAGGAUGAUACAUAUUUGGGGAAAAACAACUACGAUGCCCUUCUGCCUUAGCCAAAUUUCACCAACACAGAUUGAGUGUUUGUGUGGUUGUACCUAUACCUCUCCUCUCUCACAUAACCCACAAGCCACUAAAUCUCAGUUCCUCUGAUUAUCAUUUCUUGAAUCUCGUAAGAGAGAAAUGAGCUGGGAAAGGCAGGGGGUUGGGAAUGCAAAAACAGCCCCAAGUGCAGAGUGGUUUGACCUAACCAGGGCAGCAGUGUUUGGCCAUCUUUGGGUGGUUAAAAUGGUGUUUCUGUUGUUCACUUUUUGCAUUAUGAUAGAGGGUGGCUCUUUGCAUGACUUCAAAGCACUGGAAAAAUAGUGCAAAAAUUGCUUUUGGGGAACUCAAUCAGAGGAGCCAGUUGUAGGGCAGAGUUUCAGACUUAACACUGCAAUCCACUCCAGUUGAAGCUCAUUGAAAUCAAUGGGCUUAGACUGGAGUAACUGUUUUUGGGAAGGUGCUGUAAAUGACCCUCCCCAUGAAUUUCAGGCAUAUUCGGGCCUAGAUUUGGCUAACCAGGUGUGGAUUUUUGCUGAGGCGGCAGCUUGUGUGCAUUGUGUGAAUGAGAUCUGCAUUCAGCCACAAUUCCAGUGGAGAAGUUAACUAUUUUCUUAAUCAAAAGUUGCCCUUCCACAAAAAAGGCCCUGAUUUAUUACUUGGUUGGGGGGAUGAUUUACUCUAAAGGUAGGGAUGGCUAACAUAACUCACUGAAUGUUUUUUUUGUGGCUACAGGGUAGUCUCAGCUGAAACUGCUUCAAGUUGCCUAUUAGGUUCCCCUUGUAAUUCCAUUGGAAAAGUUGCCCCCGAGUUUGCUCAGAGAAUAAAACUAUUCACAUGAGAACUUCUGCACCAAGUUUUAUUGUUCCAGUGGUACACAAGCUUCCAUGUUGCACAGAAACUAUCUUUCCAAGGUUAACAAUUCCAUGCCAUAUAAGUGCUUUUGCUGCUCUUCUCGAGGAACACUGAACAUGAAACUGCCUCAUACUGAUUCAGACCCUGGGUCCAUCCAGGGCAGUUCCAGUAGCUGUCCAGGGUCUCAGGUAGAGGUCUUUCACAUUGCCUACUACCUGAUGGUCUUAACUGGACGACUGGGGAUUGAACCUGUGUCCUCCUGCGUGUCAACGAGAUGCUCUCUCACUGAGCCACUGCCCCUCCCCCACAUUUUAUGUCAUUGUAAUAUCUCUGCAAUGUUGCUGCUUUAAAAACAACAACCCAUCUUCUAGAACUACUUUAAAUGGGGGUAGGCAGGCAUAACAGCCAGCUAGCUUUUUUGUCUAAUUUGGGCUUAAAGCAGACCAAAGAGGGACAUUUUUUAUUCAGGAAAUGUCAUGGGGGAGUGUACCUUGCCUUCCCAAUGUCACAGCUCAUUCCAUGAUCUGCCCCACAGCAUCUUUUAUUCAGCUAAAUUACAUGUUUAGGAAUCCAAGAUCAAUCCCCCAACAUAAGAGCUUGGAGUAAACAUUAGCUGAUGUACUUUAAGUAGAGUGUCAUUCCAUAGUUGAUUAAUUGUAUGAAUUGCAAUUGAUUGCUGAAAACUGCUUACAUUUGCCUAUGAAUAAAGCAACACUUUGCAAGAAA
Molecule: messenger RNA, 3289 nt
Organism: Eublepharis macularius
Lineage: Eukaryota; Metazoa; Chordata; Lepidosauria; Squamata; Eublepharidae
Gene: CRYM
Product: crystallin mu
Exons: 8
Coding region: 120-1070 (316 amino acids)
Biological process (GO): thyroid hormone metabolic process
Cellular component (GO): cytoplasm
Molecular function (GO): thyroid hormone binding
Source: RefSeq, a predicted model, not a curated record